AUGGCCGAGGAGAAGCAAUGCUUGCCGGGUGAUGCACUUACAUGUGAAGCCCUGCAGCGGGAGCUGCAAAGGUUUGCAGAGAAACUACCAGAUUUGUUCCAGACUUUCGCGGAGGAGACCGCCAAGAUCUCCUGUGAGCAGCUACAGGAGCUGCUGGGCCAACGUGGUAGAACUCCGGUUACCACUCGAGCCCAGACUGCCACGGUGGAUGAGACAGAGGGUGCACAUUCAACCGACCACGAGUGGGCUCACCGGCACGUCCGUCCGGCUGCACUUCGAGAAUCUCCCAAACCGAACCAGCACAUUAGUGUAAAAGAAAUUUGGAAGGCGGUUGUUGACAUAAGGCGGCCGACGCUCAAGGCAGAGCACGAGGCACCUGCUUUCCAGAUCGUUCCUCAACGGUCACUGCCCAACUCACCACCAGCAUCCCCGAAACCAAAGGGACCGAGGGUGUCGAUAGCAUCGGAACGCUCGCUUCCGCCCCCGGAGCCGCCAUCACUCCCGGGCUCCGUGCAGGCCGUGCAGGAGGCAGAGGUAGAGCCACCUGGCGAUGAUGGCCCGCCGGCCCUCCAGCCGAACGGGCCAAGUUCUCAGGGCCUUGCGCAGUCGCCGGUGCCGGAGGAGCCUGACAAAGAAACAGAAAGUCGCUCAGAAUGGGAUGAGCCCGGCAAUCCUCCUGCGGACGGUCCUGACGGUCCGAACACUUGGGAUCCGCUCCGGCAGCGGCUACAACGAAUCAACACCAGCAAAGUGGAUAAGCCGGAAGUGUCUCGCACGUCUACUUCUUGGUGGCACAUCUACGAGAUGCUGGUGUACGCUUGGCCGAUGGAGUACUUGACACUCAUGGUGAUCCUCAUCAACGCCUUCUGCCUAGGGCUGGAAACCAACAUAAUGGCUGCCAACCUGCUGUCCACGACGCCAGAGGAGUUCAUCCGGCUCGGCUGGGCAUUUUGCACCUUGGACUUGUUGCAUCGGAUUGGCACGCACGGCUUCUCGCGGUCAGGCGCGUUCUUCACCCUUGAGAUGGUUCUGAAGAUCUCGGCAAAUCCGUCUCGGUUUUUCCUGGGUGCGGCCUGGACUAUGAAUCUGCUUGACUUCUUUCUGAUGGCCCUGCAGUGGCUUGAUGUCGUCGUAACCGUCCACACGGCAGACAAGGAGAAUUCUGAUGCUGGCUCUGUGAACUUCAACAUUAUGCGGUCCAUUCGAAUGGUGAGACUUGUGCGCAUCGUGCGAAGCUAUCGUGUGCUGAGGAUGCUGGGAGAAGUUCGAGCAAUCAUCUGGUCCGUGGGAACCUGCUUAAAGCCUCUGUUGGGAGCACUGAGCCUUCAAUGCAAAAGGAUCUAUUUGCUUGCAGUUUUCUUGGUUGACACUUGCAACUCUUACCGCGUGGCGGCAGAUAUUGCAGACGAGGGCUUUGAGCAGCUGGGGACCUACUAUGGAUCACUUGAGCGAGGCAUGCUUACGCUGUGGCAGAUCAUUACCGGUGGGAUGGAUUGGGCAGUUGCCGUGAACCCUUUGAUGGAUCACACCGGGCCGGUCCCGGUGUUCGUUGUCUUCUGCUACAUAGCUUUCGCGCUGUUAGCGUUGCUCAACGUCAUCACAGGGGUCUGCGUCGAGAGUGCGGUAAAGAGGGUAAAGGAGGACAAGGACAACUACUUGGUACAAUACGUGCGUGGAGUUUUCAAGCGAAUGGAAACCUCUGGUACUGGUGUCAUCACUUGGGAUGACUUCCAGUCAAGUCUUUUCAAGGCUAUUGACCUGGACAUAUCCGAGGCUCACUGUGUAUUCAAGAUAUUGGACUUAGACGAUGAUGGCACGCUCGAUGCAGAUGAAUUUCUCAGCGGGUGCUUGCGCCUCAGAGGCGCAGCAAAAGCACUGGAUGUCUUGGUCUUGAUGCGAGAGAUCCGGUCGAUGCAGCAACAGCUCGUGCAACAGCUUCAGACGCAAGUUGUUUGGGUGAGGCAUUAUGAGGCUUAG
Molecule: messenger RNA, 1977 nt
Organism: Symbiodinium sp. CCMP2456
Lineage: Eukaryota; Dinophyceae; Suessiales; Symbiodiniaceae
Source: the annotation of a GenBank genome assembly